Messenger RNA from Aegilops tauschii subsp. strangulata, 1582 nucleotides. RefSeq lists its product as uncharacterized. Lineage: Eukaryota; Viridiplantae; Streptophyta; Magnoliopsida; Poales; Poaceae. The record is from RefSeq and is a predicted model, not a curated record.
UUCGCCGUCGCCGCCGCCGCCGCCGCCGCCUCCUCCCAAUCUACUCUGAAGCCAAAUGGCCGCUGCACCAUCUUCGACUUAUAGAGCCAACGGCAACGCCUACUAAAGGAAUCGAAGGAAUCAGAUCUACAAUUAAUCCAGGAAACCUUCCCUGCCCAGUGGUGUGUGCAACAGGCGAGCAAGUAGGAGUGUCUGGUUCCAAGAGAAAGCGUCGGAAGCAUUACGUUUACCUUGUUUUUGAUGACUGGUCGUACGGAUAUAGCAUCCACAAGGUAAACUUGUUUCCCUGCUCUCGCCGACGUAAGCAGACUGCAUUCUCAGCACCAGCCGAUGUGCCGUGCCUGCCUCCGGCACUCUUCCGCUUGGAGGCAGCGCAUGGGUCGCCAGAGUACUUCGCCUCAGCCUUUGGCACCAGGAUCUUGGCGAUGCAUACCAGGGAUCCCGGAGGCAAGAGAUUGUUGUCCGGGACCUUCGUCCCCAUGUUGGACGUCUCCUCGCUGAGCAUGACCUUUUGCCCUGGCCAGGAAUAUCCGAUUAAUCCCAUCUAUCUCUCCGUCGGCAAUACUAGGCUAUUCUGUCUCAGCGAAGCCUCCUUCGAGAUGCUCCACUGGGAACCUCUCUGCCCCCCGCCGCUGGGUCGACGUCGCAGCAAGGAGUGGUCGUGGCAACGGCUUGAGAAACCGCCAUUCAAGAGUUAUAACGUCACGUCCUACGCUGUGCAUCCCCAGAGAUGUACCAUCUUCGUCAGCACCAAGAUGAACGACAUUGAGGCCACCUUUUCCUUUGACAUGGAAAAGCAAAAGUGGGAACAACUUGGCAGUUGGGCGCUGCCCUUCGCAGGCCGUGGUCACUUUGAUCCGUACCUCAAUGCCUUUGUUGGGCUCUCCAAAGAUUCUGACACCCUUGGCCAAGUCUACUCCUGCUGCUUGUCCAGCUCCAGCACUGGCCACGGCCUUGAGUGGAAGCUCGGCAAGGAGAGGCUGUUCAGUCAGGACCCAGCUGAGAGGCAUGUAGGCGCCACCCUAGUCUACGUGGGCCAGAGCAAAUUCUGCUUAGUGCAGUGCGUCUCCAUUGAGGAUGAAAGCGAUGGUCCGAAGCUUAAGGAAGAGGGAAAUGUGGGCGGACCUGUUUACCGUACCGAGGACCGGGGUGCUGAUCUGAAGCUCAAUGAAGGAGAUGUUCAGGAGCUCAAGGAAGAGGGAGAUGUUCAGGAGCUCAAGGAAGAGGGAGAUGUGGAUGGACCCGGUUACUCUAUUGAGGACGAGGGAUAUGAUCAGGAGCUCAUGGACGAGGGAUAUGAUCAGGAGCUCAUGGAAGAGCGAUAUGUACCUUGUUGCUGUCUGUAUCGUUUGACCACAUUUUCUCUCAGCUAUGACAUCAAAGGAGACCUGACGACUGGCAAUAGUUGUCGGGUGCUAUACUAUAAAGUGCCUGAAGCGAUCACUUCGUCAUUCCUCGUUGAAGAUCCUGUCGCAUUUUGCAUGUAAUAAAGUGCUCUGUGGUAUUCAGUUACUAUGUUUACUUUUCACUUGGUUGUGGCUCCAUGUCAUUUUUACUUUAAUGUAUUACCUUCCUAUGUUUA